Mus musculus (house mouse) is the source of this 2678-nucleotide messenger RNA. It is a transcript of the gene Tcstv4, whose product is annotated as Tcstv family member 4. The record is from RefSeq and is a predicted model, not a curated record. Bases 1981 to 2484 code for a protein of 167 amino acids. Lineage: Eukaryota; Metazoa; Chordata; Mammalia; Rodentia; Muridae. The transcript has 2 exons.
UGUGCAGGAGAACAUGUGUCUUAAAGCAAAUCAAAGCUGGAUAGUUUCCUGUAGCAUUGGGAUGUCCCAAGAUCUAAAGUGUUCCUGAGUAUAAUAAUGUCGGGACAAAGUUGUUCUGACCUCACUCAAGAAGAGAGAGGUAUGGGAGGGUCAGCAAGUGAGAGUGAAGACCACCUAUGCAAUAACAGAUCCUAAGGUUCAUGAAUGAUCUCACAUGGAGAAUUUGAACUCUAAUGGCAAUGUCCUCCAUUCAAGCAGAGAUUAAAGAAGCUUUGAGGAAAGAAGGAGGCUGAGAGCAGAGAAAAUACCACCCACAGUGUGACUGCAGAAAGCUCAUGUGAUCCAUCUCAGUAAACACACUGCUGAUGUUCUUGGGUGCCUGGGCCUAGAGGAGUAGAGCUGGCUUUUUGGUCUUGUGUGUGAAGAAGCUGUCUUGGGAUUCUGCACCAGUGGCUCUUGGCCUCCUCCAUCACUGCCAGGAGCAGAUCUUGAGCCAUGGCUUUCUGCACUUGAUAUCAACAACUUAGAAGGUCUCUCAUUUAAUUCCCCUUUCUUAUGUUAUGAUUCAAUCUGCAGGGCUAUCUCAGGUAGUCCAAGAUAUAAAAUACAUAGGGAGAUGAGUGAACACAAGGAAAAAUAGUCCAUAUUUGCUUAUUAUCUAGGCCAGGUCCAGGGGAACUGAACUGAAGAGGCUUCUACUUUUUUUAAUUUACACUUUUCAAAAUAUUACAAUGCCCAGGAACAAAUUAAGGCAGGUUUUGAGAGAAUGCUGAACUAUGACUUUCAAGAUAACCCCCAUUCAACUUUGAUACCAAAUUAUUUUGAAAAUCCCUUAAGAAAAUGCUUUCCAGUCUUGCUGCCUGGUUCCCUGAAAAUAUGAUUCCAGUUCAGGGCAGCCUGGAGCCCAGCUAUGCCAGCAGAUCCCUGCCUGCCUUCUGCCCAGACACAAAGAGUAGAGGGUGGAAAUGUUACUUGCUUUCAUUUCACAUGCAUGCAUAGAAAAGGGGGCUGUGGGAGUGGGCAGGUGGAGAGGAGAUUCCCUGUCCUGAAGCUUAUCUCUACACUUAGCUGUUUCCCCUAACCAAUUCUCUGGUGGAAAUACAGGAUUAGCAUCUGCUCAGGGCUCCAGCUGACCAAAGGGCUAUUAACAGCAUUUCCAAGCAGGACCUGGUGACCUAUGCCUUUAAUCUCAGCACAAGGGAGGCAGAGGCAGGGAGAUCUUUGACUUGGUAGCCAGCUAGGUCUACUUAGAGACUUUCAAAUGUCUCAGGGUUACAUAGAGAAACACUCUCUGUGGUGGCUUUAUUUGUUAAUAUUAAAUUGAUGAUAACUCCAAUUAAGCAAAAUCCAAAAUUGGAGAAUUCAUCUGUAAGGAACUUUUGCUAAAUUUGUAGAAAGUAAUCCACAUAUUUGAGAUAGGAAGUCUUGCUUUAUGUGGAAAUCUUUUUGAGCUUGAAAGACACAGGCCUAUAAUCAGGAUCUGUAGCAAGAAAGACACAUAUCUUUCUUAAUGUGAAUGUUGUUAUAAGAUAGGGUUUGUCUGUAGUACCCCUGGCUGUCCUGGAACUCACUUUGUAGACCAGACUACUCACAGGGAUCCACUUCCUUGAUUCAAUUCCAUAGUGCUUGGAUUAAAGGUGUAAACCACCACACCUAGCACGAGACACUGAGCUUUAAUCCAGACAUUGCAGAUAACACACACCUUUAAUUCAGGCCACACCUUCAGCUGGAGGCCUAUAUAAGAACACACAGGAAGAAAGUUUUCACUUUGCCUGCCUGUUCUCUCCUAGCUAGCAAGUCUAUUACUUCCCUGGCACUACAGCUUCCUUGUGUGUAAUUCCAUCUUCUACUGAAGACCAAGUAGAGACAUCCAUCCUCAGGAACUGAGAACUUCUGAAUUCUUGGACUUUGCUUCCCAUCCAGCUGUUGUGGAAUAAGCUCAACUACACUCUAAGGUUGAGGACUUACCCUCAGUGAUCCAUGGAAAAAGCCAAGAAGAUGAUGCUGUCCUUCCCCGGUUUUGUCAAGGAUACAUCAGAUACUGAAGAACAUGCACUGCCCAGUGCACAUGCCUUGGCAGCCCAGAGUACAAGGUGCUCCAAGUCUGAGACAUUUUGUUUAAGCAAAGAGCAAAGCCACUGCUCUGAGGAUGGCUGGGUUUUAGAAUGGGAAAUUUGUGUGUUUGAGAGUGUGGACUACCUGGAUUCCUACCACAAAUUUAAUUGUACCAUGAAGAAGAGCACAGAAGUCUUCCAGAGUGAGUGUCAGAGGGAGUCACAAGUGUCCCCAGGAGAUGUGGAAAACAACAAAGACAAAGAUACAGAGGAGCCAGACCAACCCUCACCAAGCUUGCUCAGGGAGAAAGGGCUGGAAGUUGAGACCUGUGAUGGUGGAGACUGCCCUGACAAGGAUCCUGCAUCUUACAGUGCCAGGCACCUAGGCUGCUGGGCAUGGCUUCAAAGAGCUUUUCGCCAGAAGAAGUGAGAAAGCCACCCAGAACUGUUUGGAGCCCAGAUGCCUGCUAAGACUUACAAUUAGGGAAUUUUCUGUCAGCUCCUGCUGUUACAGCAUAGGCACACAAAGGCAGUUGUGUCUUCGCAGCCAUCUGGUUUGUGUUUGUUUGUUUGUUUGUUUGUUUGUUUACAGCUUUCUUAAUAAAAUUGUUAAAAAGCUGAAAA